AUGGAAAAACACAAUCUGACCAUGCUCAAUGAAUUCAUUCUCGUGGGAAUCACACAUCGUCCUGAGCUGCAGGCUCCAUUAUUUGGGCUCUUCUUUAUCAUCUAUUUGAUCUCUGUGGUGGGCAACCUGGGCAUGAUCAUCCUCACCAAAGUGGAUGCCAGACUACAAACACCCAUGUACUUCUUCCUCAAACACCUGGCUUUUACUGACCUUGGUUAUUCAACAACCGUGGGACCCAAAAUGUUAGUAAGUUUUACUGUAGAUCACAAUACAAUCUCCUAUUAUUUUUGUGCUAUGCAACUAGCUUUCUUUAUUGUGUUUAUCAUCAGUGAACUUUUCAUUCUGUCAGCUAUGUCCUACGACCGCUACGUGGCCAUCUGUAACCCUCUGCUCUACCCCGUCAUCAUGUCACAGAGGGUGUGUCAGGUGCUGGUGGCAAUCCCUUAUCUCUACAGCACAUUUGUGUCUCUUCUAGUCACCAUAAAGAUUUUUAGUUCAUUCUUCUGUGGCUACAAUGUUGUCAAUCAUUUCUACUGUGACUGUCUCCCCUUGUUAUCUUUGCUCUGCUCAAAUACACAUGAAAUUGAAUUGAUGAUUUUGAUUUUCUCAGUUUUUGAUGUGAGUUCAUCCCUUCUGAUAAUUCUUGUGUCUUACCUGCUGAUCCUGGUAGCCAUCGUCAGGAUGAACUCAGCUAAGGGUAGGCUCAAGGCUUUUUCCACCUGUGGAUCCCACCUGACAGUGACCACAGUGUUCUAUGGGACUUUGAUAUUUAUGUAUGUGCAACCUGAGUCCAGUCAUUCCUUUGACACUGAUAAAGUGGCGUCCAUAUUUUACACCCUCGUUAUCCCCAUGCUGAAUCCCUUGAUCUAUAGCUUGAGGAAUAAAGAUGUAAAAUAUGCAGUGCAAACAAUGUGGAAAAAACUAUGCAAUAAUUUUUCUUACAGCUGA
This is a messenger RNA of Nyctereutes procyonoides (raccoon dog), 948 nucleotides long. Its product is annotated as olfactory receptor 8K3-like. The record is from RefSeq and is a predicted model, not a curated record. Gene Ontology annotation, biological process: sensory perception of smell; G protein-coupled receptor signaling pathway. The coding region runs from base 1 to 948 and encodes 315 amino acids. Lineage: Eukaryota; Metazoa; Chordata; Mammalia; Carnivora; Canidae. Gene Ontology annotation, cellular component: membrane. The transcript has a single exon. Gene Ontology annotation, molecular function: olfactory receptor activity; odorant binding; G protein-coupled receptor activity.